Anolis sagrei ordinatus is the source of this 3005-nucleotide messenger RNA. RefSeq names its product anaphase promoting complex subunit 4 (gene ANAPC4). Gene Ontology annotation, molecular function: protein binding. Gene Ontology annotation, cellular component: anaphase-promoting complex; nuclear periphery. The record is from RefSeq and is a predicted model, not a curated record. Lineage: Eukaryota; Metazoa; Chordata; Lepidosauria; Squamata; Anolidae. Gene Ontology annotation, biological process: anaphase-promoting complex-dependent catabolic process; regulation of mitotic metaphase/anaphase transition; protein K11-linked ubiquitination.
GAAGUGCUGGAUGGUGAUGCUUCUGCUUGCAAAAGCCCGGGAAGGAAGUGGAGCUGUGUUUCAUUGCAGUGCAGAGUGACAACCGAGCAGGAGGAAAGAGGGGAAUUACCACAUCUGCAGCCAUGCCUGCUUUCCGGCAGGUUGGAGAGAAGCAACUGCCCCAAGAGAUCAUUUUCAUGGCUUGGUCUCCCAAGAGGGAUCUGAUUGCCUUGGCCAACAAAGUUGGAGAGGUUUUACUUCACCGUCUUGCAAACUUUCAACGAGUCUGGAGUCUGCCACCAAGUGACAGUACAGGGAAAGAUGUGACGGCCCUCGCAUGGAGACCAGAUGGCAAAAUUUUGGCUUUUGGACUUGCUGAUACCAAGAAAGUCAUCCUGUGUGAUGUGGAGAAACCAGAGAGUUUGCAUUCUUUCUCAGUGGAUUCUCCUAUUACUUACAUGCACUGGAUGGAAGUUACAGAAGAAAACAGUGUCCUGACUUCAUUUUAUGAUGCUGAAGAUGAAUCUAAUCUUCUCCUUCCUAAGCUACCUCCCUUGCCAAAAAAUUAUAGUACCACUGCAAAAAUCUUCAGUGAAGAAAAAUCUGAUGAAAUUAUGAAACUCAUGGGCGAUGUCAGACUGAACGCUCUGGUGCUUGGAGGCAAUGAUGGAUUUAUUGAGAUCUAUGCUUAUGGGAUGUAUAAAAUUGCUACAGUAACAGGGGUAAUUGGUUCUUGUCUCGCCCUUUGUUUAUCGAGCGACUUGAAAUCACUCUCAGUUAUUACUGAAGUAGAGGUUUCUCCAGAGAGUGAUCCAGAAAUAACUUAUUUCCAAUUGGACACUAGUCUGUUAUCCACCUAUUUACCAGAAGUGACUAGAAUGGCUCGAAAAUUUACUCAUAUUUCAACUCUUCUGCAGUACAUAAAGCUUUCUCUGACAUGUAUGUGUGAAGCUUGGGAAGAAAUAUUGAUUCAGAUGGAUUCACGGCUAACCAAAUUUGUGCAGGAAAAGAAUACAACCACUUCUGUACAAGAUGAAUUCAUGCAGUUAUUGUUGUGGGGCAAAGCUAGUCUUGAGCUUCAAGCCCUGUUGAUGAAUCAGCUCACAGUCAAGGGCUUAAAAAAACUUGGCCAGUCCAUGGAAUCCUCAUACUCCAGUAUUCAAAAACUUGUCAUAAGUCACCUGCAAAGUGGCUCAGAAGCCUUGCUCUAUCAUUUAAGUGAACUUAAAGGAAUGGCAGCGUGGAAACAAAAGUAUGAGUGUCUAGGAUUGGAUGCCUCAGGAAUAGAAGAAGCAGUUACUGCAGUGGGUUCCUUCAUCCUGAAAGGAAAUGAGCUACUUCAAGUUAUUGACAGCAGUAUGAAAAAUUUCAAAGCUUUUUUCCGGUGGCUCUAUGUGGCUAUGCUGAGGAUGUCAGAGGAUCAUGUCCCUCCAGAACUAAACAAGAUGACUCAGAAAGAUAUCACUUUUGUUGCUGAUUUUCUUACUGAACACUUCAAUGAGGCACCCGAGCUAUACAAUCGUAAGGGAAAAUACUUCAAUGUUGAAAGAGUUGGUCAGUACUUGAAAGAUGAAGAUGAUGACCUUGUAUCCCCACCUAACACAGAGGGAAACCAGUGGUUCAACUUCCUAAAAAAUAGCAAUCACCUUAAAGAAAGCCCUUUGUUAUUUCCAUACUACCCUCAGAAGUCACUGCAUUUUGUUAAAAGGCAAAUGGAGGGAAUUAUUGAUCAGUGUCUGCAAAAGCCAUCAGAUGUCAUUGGGAAAUCAAUACACCAAGCAUUUUCUUUGCCUUUAUACAAAGCAUCCAAAAGUGAGGAUUCAGUUUCUCGGCUGUUCAAGUUGCCCUUUUUGUGGAAUGAUAAAACCUCCAAUCUGCAUUACAUUUUGUUCACAAUGUUAGAAAACUCCAUUUCUAAAAUAUAUAUAUUGAGGAGGCAUACCGACGUUUCAAGGACUGCAAAUAAUGGACUACUUGCCGUUGACUUUGGAAAUUUUCUGAACAACAGUAUUAGUGAAAGUUCAAGUACAAGCUUCUACAGUUGCCUUGAUGCCCAUUUCUAUGAUGAUGACACUAUAACAGUCAUUAUCACUGAGAAUGUAGAACAAGAGGGGAAAGACAGGAUUUUGGCCCAGCUGCCUUUGUCAUCCAUAUAUACCGAGGAGAACCAAGAACUGGAAUUCAGCUGGAAUUCUGGUCAAAGGUUAGACAUGCAGUGUGAUGGCAUUCCUACUCGUACUGUCACCAUAGAAGGCCAGUGGAGGAUGCUAGAGAACAUGAAGGCCCAGUAUGUUGCCGUGAAUGGUGUCCGAAAAGUUUCUUGUGUGCUAAGUUCGAACCUGCGUCACAUCCGAGUGUUUGAAAUGGAUGUUGAAGAUGAUGGAGAAGCUGAAGAGGAAGAGGAGGAGGAAGCAACACAGGUUGUUGGUCCGGACCAAGAGGAACUCAAACAAACUACUGAAAACCCUGAAAAGAGUGUCUGUUCUGACUCUGGUGAAUUGACAGAUCAAACAGAAGAACAUGAAUCAAGUCUCCGUGUCUAAGGAAAACUCAUGUCAGUGUCUUGUUGUGUUACAAAGAAGAAACAGAAGCAUGGUCUUGGUUGCUGAGUGUUUUUGGUGGGAAUGAAUCACAUUGAUUUUUUAAAACUACAGUACAUUAGUGCUGCUUUGAGUGGACAAAUCCCUGAAUGUUCCCUUUUUCCAUGACUUCCAAGUUCAGUUUUUGUGUGUGCUACGAGUACAUUGUCUGAAUAAGUACAUAAACGUUUUUGGAAAGAUGUUUCUACUUUAAAAAUGUUAGUCGUACCUUCAUUUUCAAUACCUAUUGUCUCCAUUUCCCUGAUCUUUUCAUAGUAUUGCUUUCAGGUGCCAUAGGUUGCAUUUCCAUGGAUGCAUUUCUGUUCACUUUCCCAAGCAGCCUGUGUGACCUGAGAAGUGGAUGGAAACCUAUUCUGAAGCCUGUUUUGAUUUCCAGUGUGAAUUUUGUAAGGGAAGAUAAAUUAAAAAGGAGUAUAUUUUUCUGUA